Arachis stenosperma is the source of this 1969-nucleotide messenger RNA. Its product is annotated as stomatal closure-related actin-binding protein 2-like. The record is from RefSeq and is a predicted model, not a curated record. Gene Ontology annotation, biological process: actin filament organization; regulation of stomatal movement. Gene Ontology annotation, molecular function: actin binding. The transcript has 13 exons. Bases 252 to 1724 code for a protein of 490 amino acids. NCBI's taxonomy places the organism in Eukaryota, Viridiplantae, Streptophyta, Magnoliopsida, Fabales, Fabaceae.
UCUUUUCACCUUUUCCAAAAGCAACGCAAUGCACAUCCUUUAGAUUCUUCUUCUUCUUCAAUCCUCAUUCUUCAAUCCUGUCUUUCUCUUUUUGCACAGAGCCAGCUCCUUCACCUCUUUCUGACUCUAUGUUUUUGUAACUUAAUCCAUUUUCGACUUUGCUGCUGCCUCCUAGAUUCUUAUAGAUACUCUGAACAGAAGUUCUCAUACUAUUUCAGAACUAUUCUGUUACCAGAUCAGGCAUUUUCACCAUGACCAAGAUUAGUCCUGAAGUUGAAAUCAAGAUGCCGAUGGAAGCAGUACCACCGGUUUCUGCCGACGUGAGCUUUAUUUCUAACGGUUUUCCAAAGUAUAAACUGGGAGCUGAUAAUCAAGUUGUGGAAGAACCAGUUCAGGGUAACCAGGGACCUUCCUUGAAAGAUGUCAUUGAUGAAGAAGCUUCCAAUUUGUAUGACCAACACAAGCGUAUCUCAGUUCGUGACCUUGCGAGUAAAUUUGACAAGAACUUGGCUGCAGCUGCUAAGUUGUCUAAUGAGGCAAAGCUAAGAGAGGUGGCAUCUCUGGAAGGACAUGUUCUUUUGAAGAAGCUAAGAGAUGCAUUAGAAUCUUUAAGAGGCCGUUUUGCAGGAAUAAAUAAAGAGGAUGUGGAGAAAGCUAUCGCAAUGGUGGAAGCUUUGGCUGUUAAAUUAACUCAAAAUGAAGGAGAAUUGAUUCAAGAAAAGUUUGAAGUGAAGAAGCUUGCAAACUUUCUCAAACAGGCUUCUGAAGAUGCUAAAAAGUUGGUUAAUCAAGAGAAGUCUUUUGCUUGCGCUGAAAUUGAGAGUGCUAGGGCAGUGGUGCUGAGAAUUGGGGAGGCCCUUGAGGAACAAGAAAAAGUUUCCCAAGCUUCUAAACCAAAGGAUGUGGAUGGACUAGUAGAAGAAGUUCAAGAGGCUAGAAGAAUCAAGUUGUUGCAUCAGCCAUUCAAGGUGAUGGCCAUGGAAUAUGAACUCCGUGCUCUAAGGGAUCAAAUUCGAGAAAAAUCUAUAUUUUCAAUUAAGCUUCAGAAGGAGCUAACAAUGACCAAGAUGAGUGAGGAGAACAAAUAUCAGUUAUAUAAGUUAGGUGGUUCUGAAGUUCUGGGCUCAUACUUGCGAGUUCAGCCUUGCUCAGAUGAAGUACCACAAAUUUCAAAAUGUUCAUUUCAAUGGUAUCGCUUGUCAUCCGAAGGUAGCUGGAGGGAGGUUAUUUCAGGUGCAAACAGAUCAAUAUAUGCUCCAGACCCCUCUGAUGUUGGGAGAAUCUUACAAGUUGAUGUUGUCUCAAAUGGCAAGAAACUCACACUAUCAACUAAUCCCAUUCAAACAGUUUCAGGACUUGGAAGCCAUGUGGAUACACUUCUACGAAAAUCUAAUACCGAUUUUAAUGUAGUUAUUUCUCAGAUGAACGGAAAAGAUCAUUCAUCACAUUCUACUCAUUCAUUCGGUGUGGGGAGAAUGCGGAUAAAGCUAUGUAGAGGUUGGAUUACAAAAGCUAGAGAGAUUUACUCUCCAUCAAUGCAGCUAUGCGGAGUUAGAGGUGAUGCCAGUAAUGCAGCAAAGACACUUUUUUGGCAAGCGAGAAAGGGGCUCUCAUUUGUGUUAACCUUCGAGUCGGAGAGAGACAGAAAUGCAGCCAUUAUGGUUGCUAGGAAACAUGCUCUUGAUUGCAAUGUUGUGCUUGCUGGUCCAGAUGAUCUAGUGUAGGAGUAAGUUUAACUGACUUGAAGAGUUUUCAGCAAAGUGAGUAUUAUCAUAUUCUUGGUGUGAGUAUACAUGUGUGCUUUGUUUUGUUGGUGAAAGAUAUGAUUUCAGCUUUGUAAUGGGGUUUUCUUUUUUUCUUUUUUCCACUAAUUGGGGUUGCAUUGUUUUAGGCAUGUUUUUUUUGUUUGCCUAAUCAUGUUGUAACAAACUCAACUCUUUCUAUUAGUUCAUUUGUUCAUUGUGGCUAA